This is a messenger RNA of Pistacia vera, 1552 nucleotides long. RefSeq names its product AT-hook motif nuclear-localized protein 25-like. The coding region runs from base 472 to 1317 and encodes 281 amino acids. The transcript has a single exon. Gene Ontology annotation, molecular function: DNA-binding transcription factor activity; minor groove of adenine-thymine-rich DNA binding. The record is from RefSeq and is a predicted model, not a curated record. Gene Ontology annotation, biological process: vegetative to reproductive phase transition of meristem. Gene Ontology annotation, cellular component: nucleus. NCBI's taxonomy places the organism in Eukaryota, Viridiplantae, Streptophyta, Magnoliopsida, Sapindales, Anacardiaceae.
GAUAUCUUUUCUUCUUAUAUAUUUAAUCACUGUUCAGAUAGGUUUCUGGGCUUUGUUUUUCUUUGAAGUUUCUGCAGCAAGCCAUCCUCCCUCCAUCAUCUCCACAAAUCUGGAUCUGAUUAGAGAAGUAUUUUUAAUUAAGCUAUUGAUUUUUACCAAGUUUUAAUGCAUUUUGAUCGUAUCAGAGAUAUCACAGUGAAGAGAAAGAAACUGUUUAAACAAAUUUACAAGUCAUCUCACUAACACUAUACCAGUAGUGUGCUGUAUUAGGCAAUUCUGGGUUUGCAUCUUUCUAUAUAUCUUGUGCAUAUUUGUUGAAGAAAACCGUUUAUAUUUUCUCACAGAUCUUCCUUUGUAUAAAGGAGAGGUGAAAUUCUAGUUUCACAGUUUGAAAACUUUGCUUUGCUUUUUUUUUUUUUUUUUUUUGGGUUAUUUAUUUCUGAGCUUGAAGAAAAGAUCGAUAUAUUGGCAAUGUCUGGGUUGGAACCGAGUCCAGGUUCUCGCUAUGUUCACCAGCUUCUGCAGCUCCAAAACCAGACGGAUGCCAGAGAAUCACCGGAGCAAGAACAAAGAAGCAGUCAUGAUUCCGAUGCAGCAGCCACCAGUUCAGGUGGAGGAGGCACUGGUUCCGGCCGCAGGCCCCGUGGGCGUCCCUCGGGUUCAAAAAACAAGCCCAAGCCACCAAUUAUCAUCACUCGGGACAGUCCAAACGCGCUUAGAUCCCACGUUCUUGAAAUUUCAGCUGGCUCAGACAUAGUUGAUGUUGUGUCAAACUACGCUAGGCGCCGUGGACGGGGUGUUUGUGUCCUCAGCGGAACGGGAACGGUUACUAAUGUGACGUUGAAGCAGCCGGCUGCUCCAGCCGGGAGUGUGAUAACACUACACGGGCGGUUCGAGAUUUUGUCCCUCACGGGGACGUCACUGCCACCUCCGGCGCCGACAGGAGCGGGUGGCUUGACUAUAUAUCUGGCGGGUGGACAGGGACAAGUGGUGGGAGGGAGCGUUGUGGGGCCUUUGAUGGCUUCAAGUCCGGUGGUUUUGAUGGCGGCAUCAUUUGCAAAUGCAGUUUAUGAUAGGUUACCACUUGAGGAAGAAGAAUCACCAGGGCAGGUUCAGCCAACUGUUUCCCAGUCAUCGGGAGUGACAAGUGGUGGAGGGCAAUUGGGCGAUGGAGGAAACGGCGGAAGUAAUUCCGGUGGAGGUGUUCCUUUCUAUAAUUUGGGAGUGAAUAUGGGAAAUUAUCCUCCUUUCCCUGGUGAUGUUUUUGGUUGGGGUAGUGGCACUGCAGCUGGUAGUUCUACAAGGCCACCAUUUUAAUUGUAAGUUUGAAGAAGAACAGCAGAAGAAGAAUAAGGAGAAAUCAAAUUAAACUUGUCACUGAGAAACGCUGUAGAGAUCAUAAAGUCCUCUAAAAUUAAAGCUAAAUGAAGAAAUUUUAAAUAGGAAUACUGAAGAUCAUGUACGUAGGGUUGAAGCUUCUGAAUCAGUAAGUUCCAAAUUCAUAUGUACAAAAUAUUAUUCUGACAUUUUUAAUUUUGUUUAUUUUCUGUUG